GCGACACACUCGCGCUUGGGUGGAGCCUGCCGCGACCAAAACACGUCGCAAGACUCUUGCGGUCCAGCUGACGCGUCCAGCUCCUGCAGCUGUCAAUUUUAGGGCCGCACGCCAACCUGGGGGCCUGGGUACAUAGUGUUAGCUGCUAGGAUUAUCAGCGCUUGGGUCCGGGGGUCUGCACGUCGACCUGCAGGCCCUUCGCCAAACCAGCCUGAGUGAGAGCAGGGAGAAACGGGUCAGGACGCGAGCGCGAUGGUCGGCCUCCCCGCAGGAGAGCGGGAGGCCAAGGCCCCGAACAACAUGUCACCGGAUGAGUACAAGGAGUGGCUGCGGGCAGCGGGCCGGCGGACGCUGGAUAAGUAUCGUCACCAGAAGGGACUCGCGGCCAAGAGCGCCGCCUCCGGGGCAGGGGCCGCACCUGGUGCACCUGCCCCCCCGCCGGCGGUGGAACUCACGACGUUCAAGGUGUUCACACAGCCGGCGGAGGUGGCGACGGGGAGAGCCACAUUACCUACCGAGAUGCCGCGCCUGGGGCAGGGUAUGGCGAGCACGUCCCUGGGCGCGCUGCCGCCCAGCAGUGCGUGCGCGCCGCCGCUGCACAAGACGUCUUGCUCCUCCUCCGCAGCCUCCGGGACGGUUGUGGCGGGCAGCCUGCCGAGCAGCACCGGCUACAGCCUCGCUGGCUCCAGCUUCGCUGGCACCAGCCCAGCGCCGGAGGGCUUCCUGAUGGGCCGGCAGGAGGACGAGGGGCCCACAGGUCUGGACAUCAACUCGGGCGUGCGGGCAGGCAGUGGCACAGACCAGGCGAUGGUGGACAUGCUACUGGCGCAGGUGGAGGCUCUGAUGCGCGACAAGGCGGCGCUGUCUGCGGAGAACGCGGGGCUGCGGCAGCAGGUGGAGCAGCUGACAGAGCUGGUGGGCUGGCUGUCGCUGGAGCGCGGCGAGGAGGGCGCAGGCGGGGCGGGGGCGGCGGAAGAGGAGGGCGGCUCGGGGGCGGCGGGGCUGGAAAGCCCGGGCGGGGCGUUGUACGGGUAUGACAGCGCGUACGCCUUCGCAGACCCGUCGGAGGAGCCAGGGCAGGACUUGGGGCUGACGGCGGAGCGCGCGAUGGAGGGUGCAGUAGAGGGCGGGGAGGCAGGGCAAGGGCUGUCUGCCGAAUCGGCGGUGACGGUCACAGGUGACGCAGGCGAGGGGACAGAGCCAGGGAUCGUGCGGUCGCCAGUCGCAGCAACAGGGCCGCGGGCCACGGCUGGACAAGAGGCGGAUGCGGAAGAGGCUGGGUCACUGGGGCCGCUGGGGUAGCAUGAUGGGGUGGACACCGUCAUGGUGCCGGGCCCUGAGCGAAGGAGCUGGUGCAGUGUGGCGCGCCAGGAGAACUUCGAGGCACGAAUACGUGGGUAGAGUCUAGUGCUUGCCGGCGUGGGUGAGCAGGUUGUAGACUACGGUAAUCCAGAUGUCGGCUCGUGCUAGUAUUCUGCGGCGAUGCAGUCCGAAGCUGAGGACUAAAAGAAGGCGUGGUCAUGAACGCCUUGAACCUUGAAGUGACGCGGCACGGCGUGGUUGUAUGAGCGAGGGAGGAGCGGAAAGGAGUUAAAUCAGAUAAUGUCCAAGCUUGCAGUUGGAGGUCACAAGUCCACGGGCGCAUAAGGGGGGGGGUGCAGAUUUUCCGCCUGGGGUACCGGCGGGUUUCGGCAUUACUGGCACGUACCCAUC
Messenger RNA from Chlamydomonas reinhardtii, 1713 nucleotides. RefSeq lists its product as uncharacterized. The coding region runs from base 253 to 1302 and encodes 349 amino acids. Lineage: Eukaryota; Viridiplantae; Chlorophyta; Chlorophyceae; Chlamydomonadales; Chlamydomonadaceae. The record is from RefSeq and is a predicted model, not a curated record. The transcript is spliced from 5 exons.